GUACGCCAUGGGCGGUCACGAUAGCCAUAGUUAUCACAGAACGGCUGAAAGAUACGACUGCGAGACGAACCAGUGGUCAUUGAUCGCUCCCAUGAACACUGAGCGAAACUAUGAAAGUGCGGCUGUUUUGAAUGACAAAAUAUACAUCGCUGGUGGAGAUAAUUAUCUCGGUUAUCUAAGCUCGGUGGAAGUUUAUGACCCGGACACCGACCAGUGGACGUUCGUUGCGCCAAUGCUUUGUCGACGUACGUUUUUUUCUUGCGUCGCGUUCCACGGCUGUCUGUACGCCAUAGGAGGACGCAACAGGAUAUCAUCCAAGCUCAGUACCGAAAAGUACGACCCUGCAGAAGACACGUGGACCGUGAUCCCUGGCAUGAACUUCCAUUCAUAUAAACUCAACGCAGAAGUGAUCGACGACACGAUCUUCGUCAUCGGUGGAUAUUAUGACGAGCAACACUACCUCUCCCGCUUUGCAUGUUUCAAUGACAAGGGAAAUCGAUGGUACCUGGAUGUAGACAUGAAUGUUUAUAGAUCCCAGAUGUCGACUUGUGUCAUCGAGAACCUGCCGAACGCAAGCGAUUACUCCUACAAACACAGAGACAAAUUAAUGGAGGAGAAACGUAAAAAAAUGUUGGAUUGUGAAUGUAACCGUCCUCCCACACAAACUUGUCCUUCUACUGAUGUAGCCACGAGUUCAAACCCAGUAGCUUGGCCGGCGCUGGAUCGGUUAAAACAUUUCGCACUUCGGUGCGAGGAAUGGGUUAAAGGUGCAAUUGGUAUGGUUUAAAUCAAUCAAUUUAUUUACGAAUUGAAAGACA
Molecule: messenger RNA, 818 nt
Organism: Zootermopsis nevadensis
Lineage: Eukaryota; Metazoa; Arthropoda; Insecta; Blattodea; Termopsidae
Source: RefSeq, a predicted model, not a curated record